Molecule: messenger RNA, 2886 nt
Organism: Anguilla rostrata (American eel)
Lineage: Eukaryota; Metazoa; Chordata; Actinopteri; Anguilliformes; Anguillidae
Gene: rwdd3
Product: RWD domain containing 3
Exons: 6
Coding region: 143-940 (265 amino acids)
Biological process (GO): positive regulation of protein sumoylation; positive regulation of hypoxia-inducible factor-1alpha signaling pathway
Molecular function (GO): protein binding
Source: RefSeq, a predicted model, not a curated record
UUGCUUCAAAGCAACAUUUUGCUCCGAAGGGCUACAAUGAGUGGGUUUUACAAGUUGCAAUCAAGCUAAAUAAUGUUAACUAACAAGUGGAAACACAUGCAUAUUUUCUUUAUAUUUGAAUGGAUUCCCGGCCUUUGUAAGAAUGUCUGAGGUCGCAUUAGAGGAAAUAUCAGUCUUAUCAGCAAUAUACUGCAAUAAGGACGAAUUUACUUUACUUGAGGAGUCAGCUGAAAAGGGAGUAGUAUUCCGGAUCCAGGUUGCAGCAGAAACAGAGACUGGGAAGAAGUGGGUGAGCCUGGUCUUUAACUUACCCCCUGACUACCCCCGCUGCCUGCCAGAUGUGUCCGUCAGCUCGGAGAAGCUCACCAGGCAACAGUGCCGACGCGUGAGGCAGAGCCUGCUGGAGAAAGCAUCGGAGCUCUGCUCGGAGCCCAUGGUGCACGAGCUGCUCCUGUGGUUGCAGCAGAACCUUGCGGACAUUGCCGGCAUUGAGCAGCAGGUGGUGUGCGUGGGUGCCGGCGACGGUGACAAUGCCGUGUCGGCCGCGGGCGGCGAGCUUUGGAUGGCUUUGCUCCUGCUCGAUCACAUGAGGGCCAAAACCAAGUACAAAAAAAUAAUUGAGAAAUGGACCUUGGAGCUGGAACUCACUGGGAGGCUCUUCAUUGGGAAGCUUAUUUUGAUCAUUCUGCAGGGAGCAAAGAGAAGCAUAAAGGAGUACCUUCAUCUUCAGAAGACGGUGAAGGUGGACGUUGACUCAGCGGGAAAAAAGUGCAAAGAAAAGAUGAUGCGUAUUCUUCGUGAGGCCCCGCUCCCCGACGGCUGUAAAGAGCUGACAUCAUUUGAAGUUAAGGAGAUUUCAUCUGUGGAAGAGCUGAAAGGAGAAUUUGAAUUAGUUGGACUGCUAGAGCUCUACCAGGAGUUUGUGUGCUCAUUGAUUUAGUCAUGCUUUCUCCAGGGGACUGGCCCCUCACCAAGAAGGUUUCCACCAGGCUGUCUCUAAACCAGGGCUGCCCAACCCUGUUCCUGGAGAGCUACCGUCCUGUUGGUUUUCACUCCAACCCUGACAAAGCACACCUCAUUCAACAGCUAGAGAUCUUGUUCAGCUGGUAAUCAGUAGAUUCAGGUGUACCGUUUUUCAAAAAUUAAAGAGAGAUUUCUCAUUGACAAAAAUUCUUCUCCACCCCGGAAUUAAUAUUUUGCAGAUCUUUUUCGGUAAGUCUGUAUGAGAUUUUCACUCUUAAAUUUUGGAAUUAAUGCAAGCGUGUGUCAACUCUGGAACGUUAGAUAGAGAGCCUCCAUGGAAAAAUAACUGGUUAAAAAUAAACAAUGGUAUCAAAAAUAAAAAUGUAAUGAUUGUUGUCAUUUGCUGUUUACAAAUUUAGCUUUUUGCAGUUGUGUCGUGGAACACAACUGAUUAACUCUUAAUUCCUGCUCUGGGUCAGUCUUACUGCCUGUAAUCACACAAUAAUGUGCACUUGUUUGAGCAUUGGUAAGGGAAACUCUUUUAAUGGGACACAAUGCAGAAAGUAUGAAUCAAGGUCAGGAAGAAUAGAAGCCACAACUUUACAUGAGUUUUAUUGAUUUGUGUACUUCAGUGCAUGGAUAGAAAGGGGCAUUCAAAUGCUGUGUGUGAAACGUGCCAGCUGCAUGCAUUUUCCACAUGGACCAACACUUGGCAGUGUAUCAAGUGCAGUCAUCGAUGCGCAGACAAAUCGCCUGUAGCGUUUUAUUCCAAACGAUCUAUUUGCAUGACAAAGGACAGAAUACGUUUUAAUGCCAUCGGAGAGCAAGUCUCUACUUGCCUCGGUCGCUCCUCUAUGCCAUCGUUUCAUUGCGUUGUCCUUGCGUGCGGCUGCACAUUAAGCCAACACAGGGACUCCACCAUAUUUCAUGAGCCCUUUGCUAAAUGUCAGUUUCUGUAGUCAUUUCACACAGGAACUCCGAAUGAGGUCGUUCGAAUGUCAGAGCGGGUUCUGUCAUUUUAUCAAUCUCCUUCAAAAACGACCCUUAUUGUUAGCUUCACCUUUGUCUCCGAUUAUAGCUGCUUUGUUAUGCUGUACCACGCUUUAAUUCAUUCUGGAUGAAUAACGAAUAGCAGCCCCUCAAGUAGGCUAUCACCGCUGAUGCAGUCGCUCACCGUAAGUGAAGGCUGGACUGCGCAGGUUUGAGCCCAGGUUGUGUGUAGGCAUUAGCCAGCUAUGACCGGGAGGCCGCAGGGGAACGCCUUUGGCAGCCAGAGGGGUAGGGUCCGUUUAAUUAACGCGUAUUUCUCAGGUCAUCGGUAUGACCAUAUCCUCCUCCUCCUCGUGGAUGCCCCUGGAGCCCACAGGCAACGGUUUUGGGCUCUCCAUCAAACGUCACUCCUUUCCCUCCAGACAUGACAGUAUGAGGGCCUCCCCAGCCCGGUGCAGUCAUGGGUCCUGCUCUCCUGCAAGCAAGUGAAAUGGAUAGCGGCGCUCGUUGUCUGUGCGGCGAACGCGAGAUAAUGUCACCAAAUGGGAGAUGAUGGAUCCAGACGUAAAGUCAGUGGGCAUUAACCUGGGCGAUGUCAGGCAACAUGUGGAUUUGUCUUAAUGAAGCAAAAUGCCUCCCGUGUGGAGACUGUGGUCCUGUUCAAAUGGUGAACAAUUCUGAGCCUAGGAGACAGUGGUGUCUAGCUGAACUGGGGGGCUCUGUUUAACAUCAAUUGUUUUGGUAUUGUUUCUUUUUCAUUUUUUGGUCCCACUUACACCUUAGGAUGCCCUAAUACCUGUACACCACACCCAAUGUAUCUUUACUCUCUGCUACAUAGCUCUUACAACCUAUAAUUUCUGUAAAUGCAUGUGCAGUAACUCUUGUGAGAAGUUUUAUAAGUAAAAUGUUUUAAGGCCAUAUGUGAAAUUGAAA